AUGUACAUCAAGAAUAUCGAAGACCUCCAAAAAGAGCAAGUGCACCUGCUGAAGCUUUCAUUAACGCAGUUGCGCGCUUCAAGCAACGGCACUCGCAGCGUAUUCAGAGAGAUGGUGUCCCUACAAAAGGAUAUUGGCAAUGGUGACGCAAUGCAGAGGGAGAACGCAGCCCGGAAUAGGGAGAUUACGGAAUUAAUGGUCGAGCUGGCUGCUAAACAGGAGAGUGGUUGCUGUCCUGGAGAAGCAAGCUGCGUGCUUGGAGGGGUUGUUGGAAAAGCUGGGAUUUACAAUACCGACGACGGCUCCGUACGAUGGCAAGGAUGGAAGGGAUGGAUCUGGAUCUUGAUGUCCAAGGAGCUGGAGGUGAAGCUGCACCCGGGACUAGAGUAUGGGUAA
This is a messenger RNA of Sordaria macrospora k-hell, 396 nucleotides long. RefSeq lists its product as uncharacterized. The record is from RefSeq and is a predicted model, not a curated record. NCBI's taxonomy places the organism in Eukaryota, Fungi, Ascomycota, Sordariomycetes, Sordariales, Sordariaceae.